GAAAUAUAAAAUUCUUGUUUAGCUUUCAAUAACGAAGACGGCAUUUUUAUUCAACUUCUGACUUUUCUAUAUUGUGCAUCCACGUUAAUUUAUUUAAACACGCUUCCAUGCAAGUUCAAAGCACUAAUUGAUCUAGUGAUGGAUUUCUCUGUUUUAUUUUAUGUAAUGUUAAGCAUUUCUAUCACUACUAUUUUUGCUGCUACAGAAGAAACAAGAAUAUUAUGUCCAAUUCAAACCUUGUUCCAGCUCGGAGAUUCCCUAUCCGACACUGGGAAUGCCAUACGCCUCCUUCCCGUGGGCCUCACGCUCCCGGCAGCCCGCCUUCCCUAUGGCGAAACUUUCCCUGGCCGGCCCACCGGCCGUUGGUCCAAUGGUAGGCUCAUCAUAGACUACGCAGCUAUGGCUCUUGGGCUUCCAUUGGUGAACCCAAAUUUAGAUAAGAACGCUUCGUUGCUGUGGCCGGAGCAACGGCGCUCAAUGCUUCUUUCUUUCUUUCUAGAGGGAUUAUUGUUCCUAGUGUUGGAUCAUUGGACGUUCAACUACGUUUAUUUCGUACCUACCUCGCCUCAAUCAGUGGCUGACGAAGGAUUUUAACGAUGGGGAUCCAAAAUAAAAGUAAAAAAUACUAGUACUCGUAAAAAAAAAUUAAAGUAAUAAUUUUUCAAUACUUUUUCAAAGUAAAGAAUUAAGCAAUCCUUGAUGAACUUUUGAACAUUGGCAAUAUUCAAAAGAAGCAAUUUCUCUCACCUUUUCUUGCGGGUAAGUCACAAGUUCUCUCACUUUUAAUUCUAUGUAAUCGAUUUUUUUUAUAAUAGAAUCAAACAAUAUCAAAAUAAUAUAUUGUAACUGAAGAAUACCUUGUUCAUGAAAGAAGUAUUUCAAACAAAAAGGAGAAUUGGAGAAAGAGAGAAGUAGGAUACGGCACAGUUGGCAGAGCAAUGGGAGAAGAGUAGUUUGUGAA
This is a messenger RNA of Salvia splendens (bonfire salvia), 961 nucleotides long. Its product is annotated as acetylajmalan esterase. Bases 139 to 594 code for a protein of 151 amino acids. The record is from RefSeq and is a predicted model, not a curated record. The transcript has 2 exons. Lineage: Eukaryota; Viridiplantae; Streptophyta; Magnoliopsida; Lamiales; Lamiaceae.